CUCGAUCAGAUGUGCACAAAUGAAUGCAAGGCCUCAAUCGCCUCGUACCGUGAGGCUGUGGAAAAGGCUUGCGCAGAUGACCAAUAUGACGACAGGGGAAAUUCCACCAGCAUCACUGCAAGCUCCGGAGUGUAUCGCCCCAUUGUCCUGCCAGAUUACUAUGUGACAAACUACAACCAGCGGUGUUUGAAAGAUAAUGAUGGCGAAUAUUGCUUGUUCCACUUGCAAUCGACAGAUACGCAGGAUGAGUGUGAUAUAUGUGGGCUCCGAAUGUUUCAAACUGAGAUAAGUAACGGCUACUUCUAUUAUGACGAUCUAGCCGAGCAGUACACCUCGUUGACGUCGAGUUGUGGUGUCUCAACCCUGGAUCUUCCCACAUCUACCUCAGUGGUCGUGAAAAGGCACGCCGCGCUUUAUUCAUUGCAUCUCUCCCCCUCUACGUGCAGUUCUAACUUUCUCAGCUCCUCGUCACCCAGCGCGACCCCAACCGCGUGUUCCGAUCGGAGCGCUGUCAUCCAGCCUGGUGACACCUGCGAUACAUUUGCCGCUACAAACAAUGUGAGCACCUGGCGGAUGCUACUUGAAAAUGGUCUGCAGAGUGGCUGCGUCGAUACUCCUAGCAAUGGAACGCUCUGUGUCACUGGCCAUUGUCAGACACAUCUAGCAACUGCCAACGAUAGCUGCAUGAGCUUGGCUCGGCAAUACGGCAUAAGUAUCACUCAAUUCAUUACCUGGAGCUCGGUUCUGAAUUCUCUGUGUAGCAAUUUCGAUGUUCUUGUCGGCCAUUACGUCUGCGUAAGCUACCCUGGCAACGCAACCUCCCAAGACAACCCUUAUGCCACCAGUGCUGUAGGAGCUACAGCAAGCAUAGCGGCUCCCAUACCCACUGAUGUGGCUCCGGGAACCAAUACAAACUGUGGGAAGUAUUACCGUCGAUCCUGUGGGGAAGAUGCUAAUCUCGCCAAAGACAAUGAUUACUGUCAAGCCAUUGCGAUGGCACAAGGCAUUGCUUUAUCUGACUUCUAUUUCCUCAAUCCGGAGGUUGAUGCAAACUGCACCAAUAUGUGGUCUAAUUACAGCUAUUGUAAUAUCGAAACUUACUCCGGCUAUGGGGGUACCACUGGAACAGCUGCAGUUUCAGCAACAAGUACAGCACCCUGGUGGGCUAAACUAACAGGAACUCGCGUCGCCUGGGAUGAUCUUCCUCUGGCGACCAAUCUAACAUCAUGGGUCCCCAUUGUGACCCCUAUCACCGCUCCCUUGGUUCCUAACACGCGACUGGACUGUGAUAUAUAUGAAGACAACGUCUACGGACAAAUCCCGAGCCUCUGGCUGGUUGCUGGGGUAUCGAUACUAGACUUUGCCAGUUGGAAUCCAUCAGUAGAGUGGUUUAACUGUACCCUGACAAACAACACCCGUUAUUGCACCUUACUGGGACCAGGAUAUGACUUGACCAAGCUGCCGGAUGUCCCAGAAAGUUCUUAUUAUGCGGAUGUCCCAUCGAAUGCAGCAUCGAACUCCACCCACAACUGUUAUCGAUGGUAUACAACACCGUCUACAGGUCUGUUUCUCUCUUGUUCGAGUACUGCCAUAGCAAGGUCACCUUCAACUUAUUACUGUUUGGCCAUGAAUAGGAACUACGUGUGA
Messenger RNA from Aspergillus ibericus CBS 121593, 1647 nucleotides. RefSeq lists its product as uncharacterized. Bases 10 to 1647 code for a protein of 545 amino acids. The record is from RefSeq and is a predicted model, not a curated record. NCBI's taxonomy places the organism in Eukaryota, Fungi, Ascomycota, Eurotiomycetes, Eurotiales, Aspergillaceae. The transcript is spliced from 2 exons.